Molecule: messenger RNA, 875 nt
Organism: Otolemur garnettii (small-eared galago)
Lineage: Eukaryota; Metazoa; Chordata; Mammalia; Primates; Galagidae
Gene: MTRFR
Product: chromosome unknown C12orf65 homolog
Exons: 3
Coding region: 108-659 (183 amino acids)
Biological process (GO): translational termination
Cellular component (GO): mitochondrion
Molecular function (GO): translation release factor activity
Source: RefSeq, a predicted model, not a curated record
GUACGCGUUGCUAUCUGUUUCUUGAGGUGAUUCGGGAUCUCUCAGAACGUUGAGGGUCGGAAAGCGAUCCUGAGGCCAGGUCCCGAGCAAGCAGAGCCACUUUCUUUAUGAGAACCUCAGGUUUAUUUCGUUUUCCUGCAACACUGACCAGAAUAUGCACAGUGCCAUGGGAACUCCAGCUUUGGGAGAAGCUGAGAUUGUUAUCCCCAGGAAUUGCUGUCACUCCAGUCCCGAUGGCAGGCAAGAAGGAUUGCCCUGCUCUGCUUUCCCUGGAUGAGAAUGACCUCAAAGAGCAGUUUGUGAAAGGACAUGGUCCAGGGGGCCAAGCAACCAACAAAACGAACAACUGUGUGGUGCUAAAGCACAUCCCCUCAGGCAUCGUGAUAAAGUGCCAUCAGACAAGAUCAGUUGAUCAAAACAGAAAGCUAGCUCGGAAAAUUCUACAAGAGAAAGUAGAUAUUUUCUACAAUGGUGAAAACAGUCCUGUUCUCAAAGAAAAACGAGAGGCAGAGAAGAAAAAGCAAGAAAGGAAAAAAAGAGCAAAGGAAACCCUAGAAAAAAAGAAACUACUGAAAGAACUCUGGGAAUCCAGUAAAGUGUCCACUGAGAAAAAAACUACAGAACUAACAGAAAUCUGCCAGGAAGCUUCCAGGGAAUAAUGGUGGUGAGUUCCAUCACCAGCAUUGUUAUAGAGCUUUUAAAGAAAUAUUUUUGAAAGAUUUCAAAGACUUCAAAGUUUCUUAAAUGGUAGACUAAACUAGAGUGAACAGAAGUGCACCCUUCAAGAGUAAAACUAUAAAGAAACACAGGGCAAUCAUUACUAUAAAAGGACAGUGGCUGCUUUGGGGGCUAUCGUUGUGAUGCCACUCUGGGGG